CCUUCUGAGACACCGUAGGAGCAGAAACAGGAGCGGGGACUGUGUCAGUCAUGUUAAUAAUAAAUAACUUUUUAAAGAACCUUAACGUUAAUUAGCUCAUUUCAUUUAAACUGACUCAGAGGGAAUACUGUACAGAAAAUACGUUUAUCUGUUAAACCCUAGCUAGCCCGUUUAUUUACGUUGGCAAGUUAUUUGCGCUUAUUUAACCUUUUAUGAGUCACAAUAUCUUUUUUUUCUACUGUUUAACUGAGAGGGACUGACCUCAGAUCAGGACAGACUCUCUUAUAGUACAGGGCAAAGUGCGGAAUGAGCUCCAUUAUCAGAUCUGCUCUGUCUGGAAGUAGGAGGCUGUAUCAUCCUGCACUGAAUGCUGUUAGAGCCAUGUCUGCCUCUGGACCCACCCCACCUUUCACCACCCUGUCAAUCAGCCAACCAGCCUCUCAUGUAACUCACGUGGAGCUGCACCGUCCUGACAAACGCAACGCCAUGAACAAGGCCUUCUGGAGUGAAAUGAUAGAUUGCUUUAAUCAGAUCACAGAAGACCCAGAAUGCCGUGUGGUGGUCUUGUCAGGUGCUGGGAAGAUUUUUACAUCAGGUAUUGACCUUAUGGAUGUGGCUGGUGCUUUGCUGGACCCUGUAGCAGAUGACGCUGCCAGGAAAGCGUGGACCACUCACCAUAUUAUCUUAAAAUUCCAGGAAUCUUUCUCAGUCAUUGAAAAGUGUCCGAAGCCUGUGAUAGCGGCAGUGCAUGGAGGAUGUAUCGGAGGAGGAGUAGAUAUGGUGACAGCUUGUGAUAUUCGUCUCUGUACACAGGAUGCUUGGUUUCAGGUGAAGGAGGUCGACAUCGGUUUGGCGGCAGAUGUAGGAACUCUGCAACGUCUUCCAACUGUGAUAGGCAGCCGCAGCUUGGUGAAUGAAUUAGCUCUGACUGCAAGAAAAAUGUACUCAGAUGAGGCAAUGAGUUGUGGGCUGGUCAGUCGUGUGCUUCCUGAUAAAGAGACGAUGUUAACAGCAGCGAUGGAGAUAGCAGGAGAGAUCGCAGCCCGGAGUCCUGUUGCUGUUCAAGGAACCAAAAUCAACCUGGUCUACUCCAGAGACCACAGUGUGUCUGAUAGUCUGGACUAUAUGGCUACAUGGAACAUGAGCAUGCUGCAGACUCAAGAUCUUGCUAAGUCAGCCCAGGCAGCCAUUGAAAAGAAAAGUCCUAAAGACGUUCUCUUCUCCAAACUCUGAGUUCAGUGGAGACAGCCUGACCUGAUACUGUGAACACUGUCUGUUGGUUCAGCUCUAAUCAAGCAUCAAGAUCUCUUCAGUUCUUCAUUAUAGUUUAACUCUCCAAAGAUGCUCUUGAAUGUCGCAAACAUGUUUUGCCUUAACAUGGACUGAUUUUGUAAAACACUGCAAACUAUAGGAUGGAUUUUAUGUGAUAAAUCAGAGUAAUUACUGUAUUUAAUUAUUUCUGUACAUUUAUUAUACAUUUGUGUGAAUUAAAUCCCAGUUUAUUUAUUGUA
Astyanax mexicanus (Mexican tetra) is the source of this 1511-nucleotide messenger RNA. Its product is annotated as delta(3,5)-Delta(2,4)-dienoyl-CoA isomerase, mitochondrial. The record is from RefSeq and is a predicted model, not a curated record. The transcript has 10 exons. Gene Ontology annotation, molecular function: delta(3,5)-delta(2,4)-dienoyl-CoA isomerase activity. Gene Ontology annotation, cellular component: mitochondrion. NCBI's taxonomy places the organism in Eukaryota, Metazoa, Chordata, Actinopteri, Characiformes, Acestrorhamphidae. Bases 307 to 1233 code for a protein of 308 amino acids.